Messenger RNA from Adelges cooleyi (spruce gall adelgid), 903 nucleotides. RefSeq lists its product as uncharacterized. The record is from RefSeq and is a predicted model, not a curated record. Lineage: Eukaryota; Metazoa; Arthropoda; Insecta; Hemiptera; Adelgidae. The transcript is spliced from 5 exons. Bases 74 to 508 code for a protein of 144 amino acids.
UUCAGCAUUUGGCUACCGCUACACACAACGGUCCCUCCCGAACCUGGUAUCAGUCAAUUUACAAAAAUCAAACAUGAAUAGACAGCAGGUAGCAAUUGUUUUAUGCAUAGUUGGGUGGGCGAUAUUGUGCAUACUGCCGGACAACGUCAACGCGACUGACAAAUUCUUCCAAACAGGUGGUCGGUUUGGAAAAAGGCGCGAAAAUCGUUAUACAGGUGAUCGUUUCACUGACCUGAUGAAGCCACCGACUAUGGAAAACGUACCCCCAAGAAUAGAACGUGGUUUUUACAUCUCUAGGUACGGCAAAAGGAACUCAAACUUGUUUUCAGACAAUGAAUAUUUCACACUGUGUUUGUCAUCAUACGGCAUGUCAUGCGAUUACAUUGGAUUGUCAAACUUGCUUCGCUGCAAAAGAAUACGCCCCUUGGACUGUUCGACCGAGAACCUGGUAGAUGAUAAAGUCUCAUUGAAGUCCGACAACACCAUGCAAAAUUUCAAAAACGAUUAGAGCGACGCUUCGCAAUACAUUUAAAAAAAAUCGAUAGCAUUCAUUAAAGAUCAUUAGUAAUUAUAUCGUGCAAUACUUUAAAAUUUAGACACUUAUGUAAUACAUUUUAUUUUAUAGUGGACAUAAAUUUAGCACUUAUAUGUGGAUACUGGAUAGGUAAUUAUUAAUUAGUUAUGUAACUUAUGGUCACUGACAUGAAAUGUAGUGUAGUUAUAAUAAUAUUAAUAAGAUGUUAACACCGUCUAUGGAGAACUUAAAACAAAAAAACUAAAAACUAGAAAAUGCGUUUUAAGUAGCCUUAUUGGUUAAAGUAGUUUUUAAAAAUAAACAGUACCUAGUAAUAAUUUAAACUAUUAUAAUAUAAAAACUUGAAAUUAUUUACGAAAUAAAAAACA